Molecule: messenger RNA, 6260 nt
Organism: Vespula vulgaris
Lineage: Eukaryota; Metazoa; Arthropoda; Insecta; Hymenoptera; Vespidae
Gene: Scr
Product: homeotic protein Sex combs reduced
Exons: 2
Coding region: 2149-3282 (377 amino acids)
Biological process (GO): anterior/posterior pattern specification; regulation of transcription by RNA polymerase II
Cellular component (GO): nucleus
Molecular function (GO): DNA-binding transcription factor activity, RNA polymerase II-specific; RNA polymerase II cis-regulatory region sequence-specific DNA binding
Source: RefSeq, a predicted model, not a curated record
GUUACGAGUUUGCGUUCGGGUUUCGGCGUUACACGAGCGAUAACGGGGGCGUCAAUCGAAUCGAGAUUGGGAGAGGAUUCCGUACCGGGCCUGCCCUCUCUUUCCCUCUUUCUCGCUCUUUCUCUCUUUCUCUCUCAUACACAUUCUCUCUCUCUCUCUCUCUCUCUCUUUCUCUUUCUCUUUCAACCAUGGGCAACAGGUUUGAAUUUAUGGGACAAUAAAGAGUGCGUAGUGCGCGUGUCUCCCUUGCUCCUACUCUCAACGGUGCACUCUUUCUCUUUCUCUCUCUCUCUCUCUUUCUAUCUAUCUUUCUCUUUCUCUCUACCCUCUCUCUCGUGCGCGCGAACAGUAGAGAAAAGAGAAAGAGAGAAGGAGAGGAACGACGGUGGAGACUAUCAAACUCUCAUAAAACUGUCAGGCACGGUCGCCGGGGCUGACUUAUGUGCGGCCCUUCUUCUUCUUCUUCUUCUUCUUCUUCUUCCUCUUCUUCUUCUUCCUCUUCCUCAUCCUCAUCCUCGUCCUCAUUCUCAUCGUCAUCCUUGGCAUCGUCCUCGUUGGCCGUACGAAAUCAGCUGCUGUUGCGUGAAGUUGCCUUCUCCCAAAGUGUCGUAAGGAUUACGAGCCUCCACCAAGAAGAAGGAAAGAGCCUAAGAGGAUACCAAAAGAAAGACACCGAUUCUUUCUCUCUCUUUCUCGAAGCAACGAACGAACCACCCCCUUUUUUCGGGGUAAUCGCGGUAGGGGGCGCGCGCGCACGCGUUACCCCCUUUACCGAGCAGGCGGAAGACUACUUGUCGGUGACGUCGCGCUAGGAAAGAGAGGAACUGCCAGAGAAGAGAGAGAGGGCUGCCCCCACCAGGGUCCUUGCUCGAGGGCUCCCGAAUAUCUCUCCAUUAGCCCCCCUCGUAGCGACGGCCAUCCCCUCUCCUCGACGAAAGCUCUCCUUCUUUCUCCUCCCUCUUUUCUCGACUCUCUCUCUCUCUCUCUCUAUCUCUAUCUCUCUUUCUCUGUUACUCUUUCACUCUCUCGUACGUUCACGCACCCCUCUCGGCUCUCGUCACGUCGACGUCGACGACGUCGGCCUGCGAGACGGGCACACGAGCGGCGCAGCGCCAGCAGCACCACCAGCAGCAACAUCAGCGGCAGCGGCGUCGGCUGCGGCGGCUUCGAGCCGACGGACGACGACGACGACGACGACCACGACAACUACUACUACUACCACAACGACGGUGAAGAGAGGAGAGAACGGGCUUGAAGAAUCCUUCGUCGCCGGCAGGAGAGACCAAUCAAGGUUUGACGAACGGCGCGGAUUGGUCGAAGCGCUCUCCUCUGACACGCAGAGAGCGCGGGCACGUGACAAGCUACCGCACACACCGGCCUCUGAAUCGCGGCGAGGCCUUCAGUACGAUACCAACCACCCUCCGCGCAUGCAACGGACCAUCUCCGCGAUCCUUAACAUCUUCUCUUUCUCUUUCUCUUUCUCCUUUUCUCUUUUUCUAUCCUCUUCCCUUUUUCUCUAUUUUUCUCUUAUCGUAUCACGUGUAAUAUUUUCUUCUUAAUCGUCAUCGAGGAUAAUCGUUUGACAGAAACAUUCCUCUCUUCGGAUAGAGAGACAUAGGAUAACGUGUAAGAGCUCUCGUAGUGCGACGCGAACGGGAGUUCUCUCUCUGGUGAACGCGACGAGGAAGAACAGUCCUUUCCGAUGGAGCGAACCAACGAGUUCGCUGUCACGUGCUACCACCGGCUGGAACCCCGAGUUCUCUCUAGGUAGACAGGUUCCGGAGAGAAAGAAAAAGAUAUAUAUAUAGAAAGAGAGAAAGAGAGAGAGAGAGAGAGAGAGAGAAAGAGAGAGGGACAGAGAGAAGUCGUAAAGAAGAAGAAGACAGUUUUAUUGGGGUAGGCCCACGUGACCCUUGUAAACAGAGGCUUCUUUGUCGUUGCGUUUUGUCGCGUAUAAACGGUGUUUACGUGAGAGAAAGGUGAAAGAUGAAGAUCAUUUUUAUCUAACAACCUUGUUAUUGAAAAAAGAAAAACAAACAGAAGCUACGAGAUUCUAAGGUUUGUGCGAAUCGUGAAUGUCGUUCAUAUCGGGACGUGCAAAGAGAUCGGUUCAGUGACGUCGAAGAGGGACGAAGAGAACAUCGAACGAUGAGUUCGUAUCAGUUCGUCAACUCGCUCGCGUCAUGUUACGCGGGCCAACAGCCUCAGCAGCAAAGGCCUACGCCUAAUUCACCCGGAGAACCGAUGCAGGCGGCAUCACCAGCUGGUGCUGAUUAUUACAAUCCGAAUGCAGCGGCAACGAGUUAUCCGGCACCAUGUUAUUCCCCUCAGCAACAUUAUCCGCAACAUCCGUAUGCGACUCCUGCAUCCGGAAUGCAACACACAGCACCAACCGGCAUGAUAGACUAUACGCAACUUCAACCUCAACCGAGGCUGAACGCCACGGCCACCUCGGCGCAACAUGGGAUGCAUCAGCAACCAUCUCAGCAUCAUCCUCAACAACAUCAUCCCCAGGCGCAACAACAGGCACAGCUUCACCAAGAUCCAACGACACCUUUACUUCAAGCUGCUAACGCGCCCUCCGCGCCCUCAACAUCAAGCUGCAAGUACGCCGACUCGACUUCCUCCACUGGAGUAGCCUCGCCUCAGGACCUCUCGACCUCUACCUCGAGAAAUAGUCCCACACCCUUGGUAGCACCCGGCACGAGCAAAUCCGCGUCCGGUUUGACAUCGCCACCAGGAACCUCUUCGAGGUCCUCCGUCGCGGCGGCAUCCGCGGCUUCACCUCCGAGUGGAACGCCGAGAAACGUUGCCGAUGGAAAUUCUACGCUCACGACGGCAUCCUCAGCUUCCUCGCCAGCAUCCUCCACCUCAAGCACCUCUAGCACCGGAAAUAAUUCGUCGAAUAAGGUGAACCCUUCCGGUAGCAAUCCACCGCAGAUUUAUCCUUGGAUGAAAAGGGUUCACAUUGGACAGAGCACGGUAAAUGCGAAUGGCGAAACAAAACGACAGAGGACAUCUUAUACGAGGUAUCAAACUUUAGAGCUGGAAAAGGAGUUCCAUUUCAACCGCUAUCUGACGAGGCGGCGUCGCAUUGAGAUCGCCCAUGCUCUUUGCCUGACCGAACGUCAGAUCAAGAUCUGGUUUCAAAACCGGCGGAUGAAGUGGAAGAAAGAACACAAGAUGGCGAGCAUGAAUAUCGUGCCGUACCACAUGUCGCCGUACGGACACCCUUACCAGUUCGCGCCGCACCCAGGCCAGUUCGCUCACUUGGCCACAUAGGACGAGUUCUCGCCCGCCGAGCUCGGAGCACACGCUGUCCGCUUUCCCGGGAUGUACGGCGAGCAGAACUUCUAAAAGGCUUUUCUCCGAUCGGACGCUUCACUUCCAGUAGGAUUCGCGAGCUGGACAUUCCGCGAUCGCGAUUGGCUUGCCUCGAAAUGUUUACUUUCUCUUCUCAAAAACAUCUCUUUUCAAAUAUUACGAUUUUCCUUUUUAAAUAAAAAAACGUAAGAGAAAGAGAGAAAGAGAGAGAAAGAGGGAGAGAAAGAAGACUCGUUGGCUUGCCUGUUCGCGAAAGCGAUUACUAUGUCACAAAGCAACUAUUCGAAGUUGAAGGGAAGCCAAAAUUUUCUGCGAAUGUAGUGCCGUGCGCCCGAUUUAAGACUGGACGCGCUCCGAGGGACUCUCAACAUAUAUAUAUAUAUAUAUAUAUAUAUAUAUAUAUAUAUAUAUAUAUACGUAUCUACGUACGUGGACGCAAGGAAGAUUGUAAGAUGAUCAUGCGUCCCUUAUGAGAGCCCACCUCAGCGGGUGAGAUAAUUGAAACUCUAGUUUAAGGGUAGAUAUUAACGAUCUAAAGAAGGAAAAAAAUAAGAAAGAGAAAAAAGGAAGAAGAUAAAAACACGUAAGGAAGGAAAUCUCGAUUUUAAUGGCGAAACUUAACUAUCGUCGUCCUCUUGUCUGGCUGCACACUGUUUCACAUGGUCCGUGAAUAAGCGAAUCGUAUUUGUAAAGGAUUAAUAUCGACAAAUGAUGAAGGGGGAUGAUAAUCAGACAUUUUUUUUCUCUCGGAUCGUCCUGUACUUACUUACUUUUUCUCCGCUUCGCUACUUAUUAUCGAAAUCUUCUAUCGAAUGUGUCUAUUCCUGUUCGACGAUGAAUUCGAUGCGAUUGGAGGAAACAGUUUCUAUCUGCACGUUGAAGUCACUAUUCCUAGUAUGUAAGGUGCCUAUUAAUACUCGAAACCUUCUUCGCCAAUUAUUAUUCUCCGGUCGAAUGCGAAACUUUCGAAUGAUCGCGACAUUUUUUUGACGCCUUACGUUCUCGCCAAAAAAAUUCGUUCGAUCGUUUUACGAUUAAAUCUGGUCGUAUUAAUUCCUCAUAGCGAAUAACGAUCCUUUAAGCGAGAAUUCAAUUUUAACGUAAACGUGUACGAAUCCGCUCUCUCUUUUCGAAUAAAGCUAAUUAGCGAUUUUAUUUAAACGAUUUUACGCUAUAUAUAAGUAUAUAAAAAUACUCGUUUUUAUAAGGUGAAAUCUUUAUUCCUCUUGCUCUCGAUACUUUCUCGUUUAUGAAAAAAUAUAUGUAAGUAAAUUUUAAUCAGGCAUAUAUAAUCAAGAGAAAGACUCGAUAAAGAAACGGUGGGCAGCUUAGGCGCUGCAAGCUCUUUGUAAAUAGUUUGCACCGUAAUGUAACUCGUUCCUAUAAAAAAAAAAAAAAAAAAAAAAUUGUCAACUUAUUGUUAGAUAAAAAUCCCUUUACAACUUGGCUGUUUCUUUCGAACCAUUGUUCAAAAUUAAACGUUUUAUCUCUUCGGUAAUAUUAAUAUAUCAACUAAAUAGAUGUAUAAACCAAUCUUUUUCCCCUCUCUUUGAUGUUACACGCGAACCGUCAAAUUUGUCGAUUCGAUUGAAAGCGAUGGAACGAAGUGAAUGUAAAAAAAAAAGAGAAAAAAAAAUAAAAGAAGAAAAAAGAUCGAUCGCGUAGAAUAUCAAGUCGAAAUCAUUAUUCGAGAAUAUCGGUAGAAUACCGGUCGAUCAUUUCAAUUUAAAAAAUAGAAUCUUCAGCCGUUUGGCUCGAGUCUGUAAAAAUUAAGUAACGACGAGCGUUCCAGAGUUCUCGUUAUGCUUGUGUUAUAUACAUAUACGUAUGGGUGUCUUCUUGUGAUACAAGAAAGAAAGAAAGAGAGGGAGAGAGAGAGAGAGAGAGAAAGAGAGAACGAACGAGCGAAAGAGCGAGAGAGAAUGAUUGAGAUUCGUUUUAUGCUUUAGAUCGAGAAGUCGCAUGUGAUUGCGACGUGCUAAGCAAAUUCGGAAUAAUACAGGGAUCCUUAAAAUAUAUCGAUGUGUUUAAAGUUAAAUAAAAGAAAAUGGUGACAAGAGAGCAAAAGUAAGAUAAAAUAAAAGUAUGGCCGGAAGAGACGCUUUAUUACGCGACUGGCGAGAGGGGGUUUCUUUAUAAGUAGAUUAACGAUGAAUUGUACAUAAUUAUUGAAUAUAAUUGAACAACGCGAUAUUGAACGACGUUAUCUCAGCUAGGCGUUAACGAAAGAGCAGAGUACUUCGUUGUUUGUUAAUUUAUCGGCCCGUUGUGAUGAGUGGUGGAGGAAAAAGAGGAUGAAAGCGAACGAAUCACGAACGAUUCCUCUUCUUUUCUCGGACGAAUGAAAACGCGUGUAAAACGCGAGUUUAUCGUUACGCACGAGCAUUUGCUUUUCGACGUAUUUAUAUACAUGUAUAAGUACGUAGUAUAUAUACGUAGUAUAUACAUACAUGAAAGUGCAAAAGUUACAAAAUAAAAUAUUUAUAAGACAAAAUGAAACGGGACAUGUUUCCGACCGUAAAGAAAUGUUCUUUCAUUGCCGCCUCGCUGUCGUUUAGGAAUAUUUAACGAAUAAAUAAAAAUAGCGACUAUUAUUAUUAUUAUAUUAUUAUUAUUAUUAUUAUUAUUAUUAUUAUUAUUAUUACUAUUAAUAUUAUUAAUAUUAUUAAUUUUAUUAAUAUUAUUAUUAUUAUUUUAUUAUUAUUAUUGACAUGAUUGAUAUCAUCACCAUCAUCAUCAUCAUUAUUAUUAUUAUUAAUAUUAUUAAUAUUAUUAUUAUUAUUAUUAUAAUUAUAUUGAAAAUGAGUCUGUUGCUAAUGACCUGGUCCAGUGUUAAUAUUGUAUUUUAUUUGUUUCGUUAUUAUGUUUUUGUUGUUCAUGCUGCGUGCCGUAAAAACACGCCGUAAGAUAUAGACUUGUAAGCGAUGUGCAUUAUA